Molecule: messenger RNA, 348 nt
Organism: Olea europaea var. sylvestris
Lineage: Eukaryota; Viridiplantae; Streptophyta; Magnoliopsida; Lamiales; Oleaceae
Exons: 1
Coding region: 1-348 (115 amino acids)
Source: RefSeq, a predicted model, not a curated record
AUGUCAAAAUAUGACGAGAGUAUGAAAGUGGAUCCAUCUCUCUAUAGACAGCUUGUUGGAAGCUUGAGAUAUUUGACUUAUACAAGACCCGAUAUUCUUUAUGGUGUUGGUCUUGUUAGCCGUUAUAUAGAGGCACCAACUUUAACUCACUUGGAGAUUGCUAAAAGGAUACUUCGCUACAUUAAAGGUACCACUGAUUAUGGCUUAGCUUAUUCCUCUUCUACAAAUUUCAAGCUUUAUGGUUAUUGUGAUAUUGAUUGGGCUAGUGUUACUAAUGAUCGAAAAAGCACCACUGGAUUUUUGUUUUUCAUGGGUAACAUCGCUUUCACUUGGUGUUCAAAGAAGUAG